Molecule: messenger RNA, 1437 nt
Organism: Effrenium voratum
Lineage: Eukaryota; Dinophyceae; Suessiales; Symbiodiniaceae
Source: the annotation of a GenBank genome assembly
AGCGAGCCGCGCCCAAGUCCGACAUUUUGGGCAGCAAGGCUUUGCCACCAAUGGCAUGUCGGACGGAGCUGAAGCGGCUCCGGCGACUGCUGCUCCGCCUCGGCGAACGGAGAAGGAGAUAGAAAACAGCACGCUGGCGAUGCUGCAAGCUUUCCGUACUGCCAGAAGUGUCCCUGGCAAGGAGCUAUUGCGGCUCAUUGACGAGCAUGCCUACUCGUGCGAGGAGUAUGCACAAGUGCUUCCGCAGGCUUGGGGCAGGGUCAGCAAGUUGACGGCAGCUCUUCGAGCAGAUUUGCGAGGGUCAGGUUUCAAAGAACAUGUACCAGUGGAUGCAGGGACGUCUGGCAUUUUCAGUGAAUUCCUCUCCUCGCUGGGCGUUGCAACCGAUUCCGUGCCAACGGCUCCGCAGGCCGUGUUGAGCACACCAGCGGUGACGCAAACCUCGGAGCCCGUCGAAAAGGCCGCGGAGCUCGCAGCCGUGCUCGACCACCUGGAGCAAGGCCCUGCGAAGGCCUUGCAGGAAGGCCGACGUUUGGAAGCCGAGCUCAAGGAGAUGGUGAAGUUGCUGGAGAGGCUUCGCGCGAUCUGGCCCGAGCUUCGUACUUCUGUGGAAGGUGCUUUCGAAAAAGGGACGCACCUCAGGACAAAAGACAUUGCCCAAGCAUUGAAGCAGGUGCUGCAGUUCCGGCGGCAGCUAUGUGCUGCCACGCCCAGCAUUGAAGCAUUGUGUGACUUGCUGGAAGACGCCACAGAGCAGGUUCGACAGCGGGAAGAGGAGCGCUUGCGCUUCAAGGCCAUGACGAGGGAGGUCCUGGAUGGUCAAAGCAAGGCGCUUGCUGCAAGAGUAGCAGCGGUUCUAUGGCUCAAACGUGGCAAAGCCAGUUCAGCCCGGCCGGAGCAAACCAGGUUUGACAUCGAGCAGGCGUCCGAGGCGUUGGAGCGGAACUUGGAGGCGGCCAAAGACAUGGAAAGUCGUCUUGUGAAAGGUGCUGGCACGGUCAUGAAGAGGGAAGCAUGCCAUCAGGUUGUGCAGCGCACAGUUGCCAGGCUCUCGGUGCUACGUGGCAAGGUUCUUUCCGCAGCGGAGGCUGUUUCUGCAGCAAGGGCGGACUUGGCGGGAGCAAGGCGAAGUGGCCAAGCGGCCUUGACAGAGGCAGCGGCCAUCGCUUUGGAGCAGCUGAUCGCGGCUUUUGAUGAGGCAGCUUCGCAUGUGGAUGCCGGUGGUGGGCGGGGGGCUCCUCGCGACCCGCAGGCUUCUUCCGGGCCCGACGGAGAGCUGACUCCUUCGCCGUCUGCCAUUGUGGUAACGACCAAGCGUACAUCGCAACAAGAUGUGCUGGAGGAUCUCGCCAAGAGUAUCGGCAUGACUGGGAAGCCAGCUUGAUUUGAGACCACUUGGCCAGUGUGGCCCUCGCAUGUUUCACAGGAAAAGAGCGA